Magnolia sinica is the source of this 626-nucleotide messenger RNA. RefSeq names its product ATP synthase subunit delta', mitochondrial-like. The transcript has 3 exons. The record is from RefSeq and is a predicted model, not a curated record. Bases 1 to 489 code for a protein of 162 amino acids. Gene Ontology annotation, biological process: proton motive force-driven ATP synthesis. NCBI's taxonomy places the organism in Eukaryota, Viridiplantae, Streptophyta, Magnoliopsida, Magnoliales, Magnoliaceae. Gene Ontology annotation, molecular function: proton-transporting ATP synthase activity, rotational mechanism.
AUGGCAGCUGUUGCAGAGAAUGCAAUCAGCUCCGAUGAUAAGUUCCUUCAUCAUUUUUUCAUGGCUGUAAGUUCUGCUGAUUUGGUUUUAGGUGUUGCAGAUCUUCAUACUCCAGAACUUGUGGUAGCUGCUGAAGCUACAUUGGUUGACAUGGUGAUAAUACUAGUGAUAAUUGGCCAGAUGGGUGUUUUUCUUGGCCAUGUCACCACCAUCGCGAAGCUAAAUCCUAGUAUCAUGUUGGUCCAUGAAAGCAGUGAAGUCACCAAGUACUUCAUAAGCAGUGGAUUUGCAUUCAUCCAUGCAAAUUCAGUUGCAGAUGCAGUGGCUAUUAAGGCUGUCCCAGUCGACUACAUCGACCCACACCUUAUACAGAAGGGGUUUGCAGAGUUCACGCAGAAGCUCAGCUCGGCCUCGACCUACUUGGAGAAGGCUAAAGCUCAAAUGGGGGUGGAUGUUCACAGUGCUCUCAACUCUGCGAUUACAAGGUAAUGAAUGAUCUUGCAUCCCACCAGGUUUUUUUUCUUUCUCUUUGGGUUGUAUUUCAUCUCUUUCAUCAAGAGCUUUGAAGAUUAUUUGGUUGUCAAGAUUGAGAUCUAUUCAGUUUGUAUUUUGGAUUGGCUGCCAUG